This is a messenger RNA of Racocetra persica, 305 nucleotides long. The record is from the annotation of a GenBank genome assembly. NCBI's taxonomy places the organism in Eukaryota, Fungi, Glomeromycota, Glomeromycetes, Diversisporales, Gigasporaceae.
CUUUAUCAAAUGAUUGGCCUAGAAAAUCUGGUGAUCUUAUAGUAUUCAAAAAACCAAAUAUUCCCUCUGGAAUUUUUGAAAUAAUAUUAAAUGGAGUAAUAGAAUUGGAUCAACUCGAUGGUGCUGAUUUAUUACGAUUAAUGCUGGCCAGUGAUGAAUUACAACUUCCAAUUUUAAUCACUCAUGCUCAGGAUCAUUUAAUCAAAACUCAAGCUGAAUGGAUAAAUCAAACUUUAGUACCAAUUCUUCAUAUAGUAUGUCAUCAUGGUACAUUUGGAAAACUUCGUGAUUAUACUUUAAAAACU